This is a messenger RNA of Lytechinus pictus (painted urchin), 3973 nucleotides long. Its product is annotated as choline dehydrogenase, mitochondrial-like. Gene Ontology annotation, cellular component: mitochondrial inner membrane. Gene Ontology annotation, molecular function: flavin adenine dinucleotide binding; choline dehydrogenase activity. Lineage: Eukaryota; Metazoa; Echinodermata; Echinoidea; Temnopleuroida; Toxopneustidae. The transcript is spliced from 2 exons. The record is from RefSeq and is a predicted model, not a curated record. Bases 76 to 1890 code for a protein of 604 amino acids.
CAGAUCGGAUAUUUCAUUUAAACGGUACAGAGAAAUUAAUAACACUUUCCAUUUUCGUUACACCACGGAGCCAUUAUGAAUCUUCCAGCUAGGUCUACUACUAGGAUCAAACAAGGUCUUAACAUUCUGAAGCGAAUGUGUCCUGAAAUACAGCCAUUACGAACUCUUAGUUUCUUGAGGCAAACUGGGCCUGAUUAUGAUGAAGAGUACACCCAUAUCAUCGUUGGAGCAGGGUCUGCAGGAUGUGUUCUGGCCAAUCGUCUAUCUGCCCGACCUAGUAACAAGGUUCUUCUCCUGGAAGCUGGUCCUAAAGAUAACUCGUGGAAAAUAAAAAUGCCUGCAGCCCUUCAGUACCCUGUAAGUCAGAAGACAUACAACUGGUAUUACCACACAGUCCCUCAAAGGCACAUGGAUAAUAGAGAGAUGUACUGGCCAAGAGGUAAGGUCCUAGGUGGAUCAUCCUCCAUCAAUGCAAUGUGUUAUGUUAGAGGACAUGCUUAUGAUUACGAUAGAUGGGAACGAGAGGGUGCUUUAGGAUGGUCUUACGCAGAUUGUCUGCCCUACUUUAAACUGUCCCAGUGUCAUGAAUUUGGUGAAGAUGACUACCGUGGAGGAGAUGGUCCUCUUCAUGUAUCUAGAGGUACUUCAAAAAAUCCAUUAUUUGAUACAUUCAUCAAAGCUGGUGAAGAAUGCGGAUAUCCAGUCACAUCAGAUAUGAAUGGAUAUCAACAGGAGGGGUUUGGGUACAUGGAUAUGACAAUAUACAAGGGUUUAAGGUGGAAUACUGCAAAUGCCUUCCUUCGAACGGGCGAUGUCCUCCAGAGAAAGAACCUUACUGUGCACCCAAGGUCUUUUGUUAACAGGGUUGUAUUCGAAGGAGAAAAAGCUGUGGGGAUUGAGUACAUUCGUAAAAAUGCUAAGCUGAUUGCCAGAGCAUCCGACGAGGUGAUUUUAUGUGGGGGUGCAGUGAACUCACCACAAUUAUUAAUGUUAUCCGGUGUUGGAAAUGCAGAUGAUUUGAACGAACUCGGCAUUCCAGUGGUUACUCACCUUCCAGGCGUUGGGCAGAAUCUCCAAGAUCACCUGGAAAUCAUACUCCAGUAUAGUUGCACCAAACCUGUGACACUAUAUAAGGCACAGUGGAAGUUUCCUCAUGUCAUGUUAGCGAUCGGUCUGCAAUGGUUUAUGUUCCAAACUGGACUUGCUGCUUCUAAUCAUUUCGAAGCAGGUGCGUUCUUCAGGAGCCGAGCAUUCAUCGAGCAUCCAGAUAUCCAGCUACAUUUCCUACCUUCAGCAGCCUUCGAUCACGGACAGGUUGAAGGAAAUUGUCAUGCAUUCCAGGCUCAUAUAAAUACACUGAGAGCAACCAGCAGAGGUUUCAUCAAACUCAAGUCACGUAAUCCCAAGGAACAACCCCUGAUUGACCCCAACUAUCUAGAGACUGAGAUUGACCGUUGGGAGCUCCGAGAAGGAAUUAAGCUCACAAGAGAGAUCUUUCAGCAGCCAGCGUUCGAUGAUUACCGUGGAGAGGAAAUCAUGCCGGGUUCUUCCGUUCAGUCUGAUUCUGACUUGGAUGCUUAUAUCCGAUCAACUGGAAGCACAAUUUACCAUCCAUCUUGCACAUGCAAGAUGGGUUCGGAAGAUGAUCCCAUGGCUGUAGUUGACCACAGUACCCGAGUCUUUGGCCUAGAGAAUCUCAGGGUUGUUGACGCAUCCAUCAUGCCCAGCGUUGUCAGCGGAAACACCAAUGCCCCAACGAUCAUGAUAGCUGAGAAGGCAGCUGACAUCAUCCUUGGUAACAAACCUCUUAAGAGAAUCAACCCACCAAUCUGGAACCCUGCAUCCCUAGAAACUCAGAGAGACUUUAUACCAAUGUCCUUAUCACAAUAACGUAAUUUAAGAAUUGGAUUUAUCUGGUUUACUCAACUACCAAAACAUUAGAUAAUGUUUUAAUGCAUUCUUUGCUCCACCACACAAAUUUUGGAAUUUUUGAGCGGUAUUCAAGUGUUAACAAUGUCAAGAGCCGUGGUGUAGUGGUUCUGACUCUUAAACAGAGGAUCGUGUGUUCGAAUCCCACCGCGGUCUAGCGUCCUUUGGCAAGGCGUUAAUCCACAAUUUGCCACUCUCGACCCAGGUGCUAAAUGGGUACCCGGUAGGAUGCGAAAUAUAUUGUAUGUUUGAUUUUGCCAGCGCCAUAAUGAAGCUGCGAUGAAUGCAAGGAAUGCUCCCCAGGGAAUGGAAAUUGUGCACUUUUCGUGCGGGAUUAAAAUGAAUCCAAUGACCGGGGUAAUAAUAUGCUGUAACGCGCUUUUAGACGGGUCAAUAUACGACCAAAAAUAGCCUUACCCGGAACAAAUUGCAACAAAUGAUUUUUCAACGGUAUUUUGUACUAUUUGACCUCAGGAAUAACAUACUAAAAAUCUACCAAAAUCCGCAUCCGGGAAAGUGGUUAUUUUCAAGAUGGCGUCCAAAAUGGCCGCCAUUCACUGAAAAUGGAUACAACUGACACAUUAUCCACCCUAGAAUACUAUUUCGGUUCAUAUUCCAUGGUCUGGGGUACAAACAUUGAUUUAGGCUAGGAUGCAUUAUGAGCCCUCCAGUGUACCAGGCAAAUCCAAGAUGGCGCCCAAAAUGGCUGCCGUAGGCUGAAAAUCCACAAUUAAUCUAAAUUAGUUUUUUAUUUAAUGGUUUUAAAGGUGAAAUAGUACAUUGAAACAAGUUACAAGGACAGCCAGUGGUCGAGUGUGUCCAAAAAUCCAAGAAGGCUUCCAAAAAAUGAGUUUAAAAUGGCUGUUGAUAAUUAAAAUGGACAUAGUUCAUUUUAUAUCCGCCUGGGACAUAAUGAUUUUGGUGUCUAGACCAUGAUUUCAAUGGUCAAAUAAGACAUUGGGAUAAGUUACAAGGACAGUCAGUGGAGUAGUAUGUUCAAAAAUCCAAGAUGGCUUCCAAAAAUGGAGUCGAAAAUUGCUGUUGCUACUUAAAAAAACCCGACAUAGUUUGCUCAAUGUCCAGAAAUAUGAUUUUUGUGUCUAUACCAUGGUUAAAUGGGUCAAAUAAUACAUUGGGGCAAGUUACAAGGAAAGUCAGUGGUCUGGUAUGUGCAAAAAUCCUAGAUGGAUUCUAAAAAUUGAUUCUGAAACGGCUGCUAAUACUUAAAGCGGACAAAGCUCAUUUCAUUUUGGCCUGGAUAUGUGAUUUUGAUGUAUAAACCACUGGUUUCAAGGGUCAAAUAAUAUAUUAGGAUAAGUUACAAGGACAGUCAAUGCUAUGGUAUGUCCAAAAAUCGAAGAUGGCGUCCAAAAAAUGGUAUUAGAAAUAUGCUGCUGAUACUUAAAGCGGAUCAAGCUCCUUUCAUAUCGGCCUGGAAAUGUGAUUUUGGUGUCUAAACCACUAGUUUCAAGGAUCAAUUAAUACGUUAGGGCAAGUUACAAGGAAAGUCAGUGGCCUGGUCGGUCAAAAAAUCUAAGUUGGCUUCCAAAAAUUGAUUCUAAAUUGACUGCUGCUACUUAAAGCGGACAUAGCUUAUUUCAUAUCGGCAUGGGAGAUGCAAUUUUGGUAUCUAAACCACUGGUUUAAGGGCCAAAAUAAUACAUUAAGACAGGUUUUAAGGCCAGUCAGUGGUCUGGUAUGACCAAAAAUCCAAUAUGGCUUCCAAAACUUGAUUCUUAAAUGGCUGUUGAUACUUUAAAGUGGCAUAGCUCAUUUUCAAUCCGCUGUGAGAUAUGAUUUCGGUGUCUAAACUAUGGUUUCAAGGGUCAAAUUAUAUAAAUGGACAAGACAAUGGCAGUCAGUGGUCUAGUAUGUCAAAAAUUACAAGAUGGCUUCCAAAAAUGGAGUAAAAAUAUGUCUGAUGUUACUUAUAAAAGGACAUAGUUUGUUUAAUAUCUGUCUGGGGAAUAUGAGUUUGGUGUUAAAAGCAUUGUUUAGAAGGGUCAAGUAAUACACUAGGGUAAGUUACAAGACCAGUCAGUUG